This is a messenger RNA of Penicillium angulare, 2799 nucleotides long. Its product is annotated as putative beta-N-acetylglucosaminidase. The coding region runs from base 1 to 2799 and encodes 932 amino acids. Gene Ontology annotation, molecular function: hydrolase activity, hydrolyzing O-glycosyl compounds. The record is from RefSeq and is a predicted model, not a curated record. Lineage: Eukaryota; Fungi; Ascomycota; Eurotiomycetes; Eurotiales; Aspergillaceae. The transcript has 4 exons. Gene Ontology annotation, biological process: carbohydrate metabolic process; peptidoglycan turnover.
AUGGCCCCGAAAGAGGACAUGCUGCCCCCGGGCUGGGAGGAUUUAGACAGGCAAAUGGGCCAGCUCUUUAUGAUGGGCUUCGAUGGUACCUCGGUCAGCCCGGAGAUUCGCUCACUCAUUGAAGAUUACCAUCUAGGCUCUGUCCUCUUAUCAGCGAAGAAUCUAAAAUCCGCUGAAGAAGCCACGCGUCUGGUCCUUGAGCUGCAAACAAUUGCUCGUAAUGCGGGUCACCCAGCACCUUUGUUGAUCGCGUUGGAUCAAGAGAAUGGCGGGGUAAAUAGUCUAUAUGACGAAGUAUACGUACGACAAUUCCCAAGCACCAUGGGUAUGGCCGCAACGGGGUCUAAGGAGCUAGUCCAUGAAGUCGCCGUGGCUACUGCCCAAGAGCUCAAAGCGGUUGGUGUGAAUUGGAUCCUUGGUCCAGUGCUUGACGUUUUGACCAACAUACGAAACCAACCACUUGGUGUGCGCACAAGCGGAGACGACCCUCAAGAGGCUUCUCAGUAUGGGGUCCAGUUUAUGAAAGGAUAUCAAAAAGCAGGACUCGCGACGUGCGGCAAGCAUUUCCCUUCAUAUGGCAAUAUAGAGUUUUUGGGUUCUCAUGCAGAUGUACCGGUCAUCACGGAAUCCUUGGAACAACUCAGUCUCACUGCGUUGGUGCCUUUUCGUAAUGCUAUCACGCACGGCCUGGACGCCAUGAUGGUAGGUGGCGUAUCCAUGUCAUCAGCUGGUAUGAAUGUUAUGCACGCCUGUUUGAGUGAUCAAGUGGUUGAUGAACUCUUGCGGAAAGACUUGAAGUUUAAAGGCGUCGUCGUAUCGGAAUGUUUGGAGAUGGAGGCUUUAACACACAACAUUGGCGUGGGUGGUGGCACUGUGAUGGCCAAGAAUGCCGGUUGCGAUGUUGUCUUACUUUGUCGUUCAUUCCCAGUACAGCAAGAGGCAAUCAAUGGGCUGAAGCUGGGCGUUGAGAAUGGGAUAAUCGGUCGUCCUCGCAUCGAAGAAUCGCUUCGACGUGUUUUGAGCCUGAAAACCCGCUGCACGUCCUGGGAUCAGGCACUAAAUCCCCCUGGCCUCCUUUCUCUCACGCAAAUGCAGCCUUCACAUACGAACCUCUCAACGCGUGCCUAUGACAACUCAAUCACCGUCAUGCGCGACAAGAAUAACUUUCUACCUCUUUCCAAUAUUCUCGAUGCUAGUGAGGAGCUUCUGCUCUUGACUCCUUUGGUGAAGCCUCUUGCAGCUUCUGCAGUCACUCUUUCCGCUAAUGAAUCUACUCAUGGGUCUCUUGAUCCGGCAGCUGUACUCGAUCGCACGGCCUCGGUGGUCAGCGGAGAGACAGUAUUCAAAGAAUUAGGGAAAUCCCUCUCACGACAAAGGAAUGGCCGAGUUUUGCAUACUUCUUAUACAGCAAAUGGAGUGCGUCCCAUCCAUGAAGAUCUCAUUAAACGAGCGAGUGCUGUGAUAGUUGUCACGGCAGAUGCCAACCGCAAUUUGUACCAACAAGCCUUCUCCAAACAUGUUUCAUUGCUUUGUCAGUCACAAUACUCCCCAUCGGGUGAACGCUCAGAGAGACCUUUGGUUGUGGUUGCGGUCAGUUCACCAUAUGAUUUUGCUAUGGAUUCUUCUAUCGGAACAUAUGUAUGCACAUAUGACUUCACAGAAACUGCAUUGCAGGCUUUAGUCAAGGUUCUGUACGGCGACCUAGUCCCCAAGGGAUCUUUACCAGGAUCCAUUACUCGCAGUCAAAAAAUCCACCAGUCUCGUCAACAUUGGCUUGUAGAGAAUUGGAAUGAAGAGCGGGACGCCCGUGCCCUGGAUGCACUGCUAGACGUGGUCAGGGAGGAUUGUACACAAGGGCAGCGAUCUGAGCUCCUUGGUGCAACAUCCAAUAGCUUCCUUCUUCGGAAGGAAGACAUUGAUGAAACGCACUUUGUGGUUCGUAACAGCAGUACACAGGCCCUAUAUGGGUUCUGUGCUACCUACUUCUUUCGGUCCACCUGCACAGGUGUCAUUGGAUGCCUAGUCGUCGAUCCGUCCCGGCGAAAGCUCUCUAUAGGCCAUUCUCUCCAUAGCCGUGCAAUUCGGUCACUUCUUCAACGGAAGGGAGUGAAGCGAUUUCAGCUUGGGUCACGACUCCCAGGUAUCUACCUUGGUAUUCCUACUGCCCUUUCUGUUGAGCGCAAACGACUACGACAAUGGUUUGCCAAUCUUGGGUGGAACACGGCGCUCUCUCGUCCUGUCUGCAGUGUGGUACUGCGCAACUUAGGAACAUGGGCACCACCUGAGGGGCUCACCGUGGCGCUACAGAAUACCGAAGUUAGCUACGAUCUGGUCUACGGAUUAGACUACGCCCGUGAGAUUCUUGACCAUAUCAAAACCAACGCCCGGCAAGGGGUAACUGAUAUCUACCGGAUUGCACUGGGUGGCGCUCCCAAUUGUGGUAUCAUCCGAGCCAAACGUCCGUCGGACGAUAUGAUUCUCGGUAGUAUAGUGAUAUACAAUGAGCGAUCUGCGUUGGCGGAGCACAUGCCGGCAUUACGCGCCACUUCGAAUCCUGUCGGGGGAAUAUCAUCACCUGUGAUUUCUCCUUGUGCCGAUGAAUAUUCCAUUAUCAUGCAGGGACUGAUCCUUCUGGCUAUCAAACAAAUCCGAAAACUAAAUGCGCAUGCUGUCGUGAUGGAUUGUGUGGAUGGCGACGGCAAUUUUGAUUGCCUCUCCUCGUUGGGCUUUGAUAUGCUCCACAGUUAUGAAGAAGUCAACUGUGAUGCAGCCACCUGGACUAUGAUGCAUCCAGCCUAG